This is a messenger RNA of Sclerotinia sclerotiorum 1980 UF-70, 3981 nucleotides long. RefSeq lists its product as hypothetical. The coding region runs from base 1 to 3981 and encodes 1326 amino acids. The transcript has 6 exons. The record is from RefSeq and is a predicted model, not a curated record. Gene Ontology annotation, molecular function: nucleic acid binding; zinc ion binding. NCBI's taxonomy places the organism in Eukaryota, Fungi, Ascomycota, Leotiomycetes, Helotiales, Sclerotiniaceae.
AUGUCUUCCACGACACCACAGCCUAGCAACCCCGCUACGACCAACCAGGCCACUCCCGAAAGUACCGACAAGGACGGAGACAUCGCCAUGGGAGGUAUCGAAGACCCCAAGGAGAUUACCGUCACCGAGACUCUCAAAGUCGCCCUACCAGACCGAUUCACAGGCAAUCGACAAGAGCUAGAAACCUUCUUACUCCAACUUGAGAUCUACUUCCAAUUCAAUCAGGAUAAGUUCAACCAUGACGCCGACAAAAGCGUCUGGGCUGCCUCCUACCUCAGAGGAGAAGCUGCAAAGUGGAUCCAACCAUACCUCAAGGAUUACUUCACCAACUUGAGCGAGCCUAAGAAGCGAAUGUACCCAACUCAAGCCAUCUUUGGGAGAUUCAAAGGGUUUAAGAGAGAGAUACGACGGGUAUUUGGGAACAUCAAUGAAUUACGUGACGCUGAGUCCAAGAUCUAUGGCCUCAAGCAAACAGGGUCAGCAGUCAAGUAUGUUGUGGAAUUCAGGAGGUAUAUAGGUAUUAUUGGAUGGGAAGAGAACGCCACGAUGAGCCAUUACCGGAAAGGGCUCAAGCCUGAGGUCAGGCUAGAACUGGAUCGCAAUGGCACUUGGGAAGACCUAAACGAGUUAAUCGAGGAAUCUAUUAAGGCGGAUGAGAUGCUCUACGAGUAUCAGAAGGAACGCCGAUCUUCCAACGUCCAUGGAAACCGAGAUCGUGGUAAGUACCACAAGAAUGAAGGAAGACCUCGAGAAAACAGACAAUCUUACAGAGAACCAAUGCAAUUGGAUGCAACGUUUAAGAACAAACUACCUAAGGAAGAGGUAGAACGAAGACGCAAGGACAAGCUAUGCUUCGAAUGUGGCAAACCAGGCCAUCGGGCCAGGGAUUGUCGAAGCAAGAGAUCAUCAGGAGGAGGUUAUCACAAGAAGUUCGGCAAAGGUCAACUCAAUGCUACCUUUGUACCCCAACUAUGCGCUUCAUAUCCAAUCGAAGACGAUAGUUACGAACGUGAAGAACGUCAAAAGGAAAUUGACGCAAUGCCACGAGACCAGGAAGGGUUGAACGCCAUAGACCGAUAUGAGUUGGAGCGUCUACGAACCCCUUCACCUCCCCUUAUCAAAGAAGAUCCGAAAGAAAUACCGUCGGUAGAACACGCGACGAUGAGCUGGAUAGCUUGCUACGAUGAAUCUUGUAGAAUUCACCUAUCAGAUAAGGAAGCCACAGGAUGGUUUCCCCAAAGAAAAGCAAAAAGACCCUACAAGAAGGGAAAGUCGGAAAAAUUAUCGUCACAUGAUCAUUUAAAUGGUCAGUUACACAAAAUUGACCAAAUUGACCAAAUUGACCAAAUUGACCAAAUCGACCAAAUUGACCACAACAAGGUUUUGGGUCAAGGGCAAUUAAAUAUCGCAGGUCAGGCAGGACAGAUUUACUGCAAUGCGAAGAUAAAUGGACGAGUAAUCCGGGCCAUGAUUGACUCAGGGGCCACGGGAAAUUUUAUUGCACCAGGAACUGUGAAGCAUUUGGGAGUACAGCUCCAGGCGAAACGAACCCCAUAUCAAUUGCAGCUAGUCGAUGGACAAUUAGCCGGAUUGGACGGAAAGAUUUCGCAGGAGACUCGCCCUUUGCAGAUGAGUAUAACCCAGCACAAGGGGGUUAUCCAGUUCGAUGUUGUUCCACUAGGGAAUCAACAGAUCAUUCUGGGGAUGCCAUGGUUGAAAGCACACAACCCCCAGAUUGACUGGUCAUCGGAAACCAUAUCAUUUCCGAGGAGAAGCGAUCAACGAGAUGUGCUAGAGCCUGCGAGGCUGAACACACGCGGUGGAGAACUGAAGGCGAACAGCACCACUGACGUAGGACGCCCAGUCCAGGGUCCUCCAUUAACGGCGAAGGAAGGUGAACCUCCCGUACAAAUGAAGAACGAGCAGAAGAAGUUGCUUGAAACCACCCCUGUAGAGAAACAGGACGAGACGCCAAUACCGGUACAGUACCAGAAGUACAAGAAACUAUUCGAAGAAAGAAAAGGCCAUGAAGCUUUACCAGAACACAAGCCAUGGGAUCACGAGAUAGUAUUGGAGGAAGGCAAGACGCCUCCAUUUGGACCAAUCUAUCCAAUGUCAGCCUCUGACCUAAGGACGCUUAGGGAUUACAUUGCCGACGCAUUAGAAAAAGGAUGGAUCAGAGAAUCCACCUCACAGGCAGCUAGCCCUGUGCUAUUUGUACCAAAGAAGGAUGGUACAAGGAGACUGUGCGUAGACUAUCGCAAGCUCAAUGAUAUAACGAUCAAAGAUCGGUACCCACUUCCAUUAGCUACGGAACUGAGGGAUCGAUUGGGAAAAGCUAAAAUUUUCUCCAAGUUUGAUCUACGAAACGGAUUUCACCUCAUCAGAAUGAAGGAAGGUGAAGAAUGGAAAACAGCAUUCAGAACUCGAUACGGAUUAUACGAGUAUCAGGUUAUGCCAUUCGGAUUGACAAACGCACCAGCAACAUAUGACAUUUUGGUAUUCUCGGAAACGGAAGAACAACACAUUAAAGACGUUCAUAAGGUUCUGCAGCAACUGGAGGAGGCAGAUCUUCAAUGCAAACCUAGCAAGUGUGAAUUUCACGUCACAGAAACGGAAUUCCUAGGCUAUACCAUAUUCUCCGGAGGUCUCAAGAUGAGUCCUAACAAGAACUAUUCAAAGAUAGCCGCUCCAAUGACCGAGAUCACCAAGAAAAGUCAAGGGGAAUUCCGAUGGACAGAAACAGCACAAGAAGCAUUCGAACGCCUCAAGGAAGCAUUCGCAGGAGAACCAGUCCUCAGAGCAUUUGACCCAGAAUUACCAAUAAUCGUGGAAACAGACUCCUCAGACUACGCAAUAGGAGCACUAUCGCCAGCCGAACUAAACUAUGAGAUAUACGACAAGGAAUUACUAGCGAUAGUAGAUGCUUUUAGGGAAUGGAGAGUGUACUUGGAAGGGUCAAAAUACACGGUGCAGGUGUAUACAGAUCACAAGAACUUGGUUUACUUCACCACAACGAAGGAAUUAAACAGACGACAGGUCCGUUGGUCGGAAACCAUGGCCGCCUACAACUUCAGAAUCUCAUAUGUCAAAGGAAACGAAAAUGCUAGAGCAGAUGCUCUCAGCCGAAAACCAGAAUACUUACAAAACAAAACACACGAAUCACGCGCGAUACUAAAGCAGGACGGCGACGCUUUAGUUCACAACAAACCACAACUUGCCGCCACAUCAGGAGUAAAUUAUGAUACUAUCAAAGAUAUCAUAAAGACAGAAUACUCAACAGACACUACAGCCAAGAGAAUCCUAGCUAUACCAGACAAUCCAGAAAGAGGAUUCACCAUCGAAGAUGGAUUCAUCCAUUUUCAUGGCAAGCUUUAUAUACCCUCCAGUCUAGCUAAGGAUUACGUCACGGAACAACAUGAGCUUCCAGCUCACGGGCAUCAAGGUAUUGCAAGAACCUUUGCUAGAAUAAGGGGAGAAGUCCACUUUCCAAAGAUGAGGACUAUAGUUGAGAACGUAGUUGGGAACUGCGACACCUGCAUAAGAAAUAAAGCCGCCCGGCAUGCACCUUAUGGCCAGCUCAAGACCCCCGAACUACCUACUCAACCAUGGAAGUCCAUUGCUUGGGAUUUUGUAGUAAAACUACCAUUAUCCAAAGACCCAGUCACCCGGAAGGAGUACGACUCCAUCUUGGUGGUGACGGACAGACUAACCAAGUUUGCUCAUAUGAUACCAUUCUGUGAAACUUGGACGGCAGAUGACCUUGCUUAUAUAUUCAUGCGGAAUAUAAAAGCUCUCGACAACCUUUCACCCACAAACAGAUGGCCAAACAGAACGAUUAAACCAAACGAUGGAAGCCUAUCUUCGCUGCUACAUCAACUACAAACAAGACAAUUGGUAUGGGACCUACGCUUAAAGGGGGGGAUAAAGUUUAUCUCAUUCGAAGAAACAUACAGACAAAACGACCAAGCGAUAAACUAG